CUGCUGCAUUGGUUACCUUCAGUUCAUGUUGUGCAGGAUUUCUUCACAACCAUAACAGCUAGAGAUUAGCUCUCUCUCUGAAAUUGAAGCUGUGACUAGAGAUCCACUGAGAAGUCUGUCUGUUCUUUCUCCUCUAUUCCUUCUUCCUUUGCCAGUCUAGUGUGUGUGUGAGGAAACCUCACAAUCCAGUAAGCACUGAGACAGGAUCCCAGCAUAGGGGCCUGUACUGGAGGGAGGAUACAGGCCCUCCUACAAUGCCCCCUAGUGAGAUGUGAUUAUGACCCCUGAACCUAUCACCAAAGUGCAAAAGGACAAGGAACUGCUUCUCCUGGACUAGGGUAAAAGCUAAUUGGUGGAGCCUUGUGUCAACAGCAGCAAAGGCUGUGAGCUGGAAAGAGCCAAGGAAGCAUUUCAUUCUUCUGCUUGGGACUUCUUUUACUCUGUAAAGGGGGACUCUGAUUUGUCUGGAGGGACAAAGAAGUAAAAUCACCAGCAAGCCUAAAUAUCAGGGGAAAUUGAGUCACACCUGACCUGACUUCAGACUAGGGCUCGCUAUACAACAAGGAGGAGCAAACUGGACCUCAGCAUGAGAAGUCUCAUCCACAAAGUGAUCAGCAAUCUAACACCUGCUCAGCUCAUCCGGUGUUAUCUAUCCACAAAGCCCCCUCGUUCUGCACAGUUCACACAUCCUUGCAUGAGGAGGUUAACUGAAACCAAAAAUAAAAUGGACAUGGGGGUGGAAGAGGUGGAAGCAGGGAGCAGAGAUGUGACAAGUAUGCUUUUGACACUUGGAAGCCUCAGGAUGAGUCGUAAACAAAGCGAGGUCGGAACAUUUUGAAUCUAUAGCCAUAUGCAUCCUAUCUCAAGCAUUCACACAGUUGACAGAACACAGACAAUCAGCCACAGAUGGGAAGAGCCUUGUCACAGGUACUGGGAGCACCACGACAACCUCUCCGCUAGGGCUGUCUGACCAAGGUCUGAUCGCCCAGCCCCCAGGGGGUCUGCAGCGUGGCUGGCAGAGACGGCAAGGAGAGGAAUGCCAGCAUGAAGGGGAUAACAGAGAGAGAGAAGGUCUAUAACUUCCAGAUGGAAAGAAGCACAUAAUCCCUUUGGGAAGAAUUAGGGAAUCAUCAGCGCAGCUCAGCCUGGCGCGAAGGAAGCAAAACAUGACCCCUCGUUCUCCGAGAGCUUUGCACAGGUUCGGGUAAGAGGCCAGACUCUUCUCAAUGCAAACGCUCCCGGCCCCCUCCUCCAAACUGCCUGGCUUUGUCUUGUGGGGCCCUGUUGCUGCUUGGAGUCGGUCCCCAAGCACAGAACUAUUUUUUGUUUAAGAGAUUGCAUUUUCUUUAACCAGACUGCAUCCCCACCUCCGUCCCCUUCAAGAGGAAAGUGACUCCUAGCUGCAUUUAUCGCCAUUAACGGAGAGAUCCUUUUAUAAAGGCUAUUUUUUUUUAUGUCUCGUGGGAUUUUAAAAUAUUUUUCUUGCUGGGCUUUUCCUCCAUUCGAGAGCAUUUUGAGGAGUUGCUACGUGCGUGCCCAUGGCUUUAUGAACCGGAGGGAUCUGAGGACCUCUUCCUUUCACUCCCCUACCACUCCGACCUGUCCAUGAUGGGGCGAGAGCAGGAGCUGAUCCAGGCUGUGAAAAAUGGAGAUGUACCUGGUGUGCAGAAACUGGUGGCCAAGGUCAAAGCAUCCAAGAGCAAGCUCCUGGGAUCAGCCAAGCGACUGAAUGUGAAUUACCAGGACGUGGACGGGUUCUCAGCACUGCACCAUGCGGCCCUGGGCGGGAGCCUGGAGCUCAUCUCCCUGCUGCUGGAGGCACAGGCCACUGUUGACAUAAAGGAUAGCAAUGGGAUGCGCCCGCUGCACUAUGCUGCCUGGCAGGGGAGGGUGGAGCCAGUCCACCUGCUGCUGCGGGCAGCCGCCUCGGUCAACAUGGCAUCACUGGACGGGCAGAUCCCGCUGCAUCUGUCUGCGCAGUACGGGCACUACGAGGUGUCAGAAAUGCUGCUCCAGCACCAGUCCAACCCGUGUCUCAUCAAUAAGGCGAAGAAAACCCCCCUGGACCUGGCCUGUGAAUUUGGCCGGCUUAAGGUUGCCCAGUUGCUGCUGAACAGCCACAUGUGUGUUGCGCUCCUGGAGGGACAGUCCAAAGACACGAGUGACCCCAACUACACCACCCCUCUGCACCUGGCAGCCAAGAACGGGCACAAGGAGAUAAUCAGGCAGCUGCUGAAAGCUGGGAUUGAGAUCAACAGGCAGACGAAGACGGGCACAGCCCUGCACGAGGCAGCGCUCUACGGCAAGACGGAGGUGGUGCGCCUGUUGCUGGAGGGUGGCGUAGACGUGAACAUCCGAAACACCUACAACCAGACGGCCCUGGACAUCGUGAACCAGUUCACCACCUCGCACGCCAGCAAGGACAUCAAGCAACUGCUGAGAGAGGCAUCAGGAAUCCUGAAAGUCCGAGCUUUAAAGGAUUUCUGGAACCUCCACGAUCCGACCGCUCUCAACAUCCGGGCAGGAGAUAUCAUCACGGUCCUGGAGCAGCACUCCGACGGGCGCUGGAAGGGGCACAUCCACGACACUCAGAAAGGCACCGAUCGGGUCGGCUACUUCCCUCCCUCCAUCGUCGAGGUCAUCAGCAAGCGGACAGGCAUGACUCUUCCCCGCAUGGUGCCUGCACACCAGCGCCAGGGCAUUGCCGCCCCUCCCGGCGGGCUGCAGCCACUCCCAGCAGGAGACAGGAACAGCGUGGGCAGUGAAGGCAGCAUUGGCAGCAUUCGCAGUGCCGGCAGCGGGCAGAGCACUGAGGGCACCAACGGGCAGGGCACCAGUAUCCUCAUCGAGAAUGCCACGCCACUUCCCCCUGGUGGUGAGGACCUACAACAGCACCUCUUAGGAUCAAAUAGCCAGAAUGGGCAGCUGAACUCCCUGACAGGAACCCUUGGGCGCCAGAACCUGGCCAACUGUAACGCCAGCAACAGGAUCUUCUCUCACCAAUACCUCCGCCCUGAACAGCUCCUGGAGGGAAAGGAUGCAGAAGCCAUUUACAACUGGCUGAGUGAGUUCCAGCUGGAGUUCUACACGGCCAACUUCCUCAAUGCUGGCUAUGACGUCCCCACCAUCAGCCGCAUGACCCCAGAGGACCUAACAGCCAUUGGGGUGACUAAGCCGGGGCACAGAAAGAAAAUCUCCACUGAGAUUGGACAGCUCAGCAUUGCAGAGUGGCUGCCCAAUUACAUUCCUGCCGACCUGAUGGAGUGGCUGAGUGCCAUUGGGCUGCCCCAGUACCAUAAGAAACUGGUGAGCAAUGGCUAUGACUCCAUCAGCAUCGUAACAGACCUGACAUGGGAGGACCUGCAGGAGAUUGGCAUCAACAAGCUGGGCCACCAGAAGAAGAUCAUGCUGGCUGUCAAGAAGCUGACAGACAUCCGCAAGAACUUGAACCAAGCCGAAACCAAUCCGGCAAGACGCAAAAUCCCUGGGGCCCUGGACAUAGUCACCAUUGAGUCUGUUGAGAAUGGAGAGUCCCAGUCUCCGCACACGCCCAAGAUGAUCACCUUCCAGGACAGCGAGCUGAGCUAUGAGCUCCAAACAGCCAUGUCCAACAGCUGCCAGGAAACGCUGCCCAUGAAGAACACUCAGGGGAUGUCACGGAGUCAGGAGAGCAUUGGAGUCCGCUCCAGGGGGUCAGGGCAUUCUCAGGACAACAUGUUAUCCAGGACCAUCCUCUCCAGCCAUUCCCAGGAGAGCCUGGGCAGCGGCAGCAGCAGCAGCAGCAGCGGGCACUCUUCCACACAGCCCCGGCAGAAGGAGAACGCUAGCAUUCUGCCAGGGAGACCUAACCAAGAUAAUUACGGGAAGGUUAUUACCCAGCUGACCGCCCAAGAGGGACUGAAUGGCUACUCCAAUGGGUGUGGGGGAAGCCCUCUGAAAGAGAGGAACCUCCCUGAAGGGACCGAUCAGUACCAGCGGCCCGUGGCUCAGAAAGGCACCGUUCCACUGUUACAGCCAUCCAACUCUCUACCAGCAGCAACCCCCUGCACCCCACCCCAGACGCCCAAUAAGGGCACAGCACCCUAUGUCUUCAUGUAUCCUCAUAUCUCCUUGAAAUCCCCCAGUGUUCCUGAGCAGCCCAAGAACCCAGCGCACCUGUACCCCCAGUUCUCCUCUUCCCAGAGAAGCAAUCUCCAGUCAUCAGCUCAGAAAGCUUUCUCCUAUCUCCAUUCCCACUGCAGUGGCACGGAAUCACCAUACGUGUCUCCAAAGCCUGGUGCCACCCUGGACUCCUGGCAGGCUGGAGAACAGCAAAAUGGAGACACCUUCAAGUACAAGAAGCGCUCUCAUAGCCUGAACCGCUACGCUCUGUCGGAUGGCGAGCAUGAGAAGGAGGAGGUCCCCACUAGCACCCUAGGCUCCUACGCCACCCUCACCCGGCGCCCGGGACGGAGCCAAGUGCCACGCACCUAUCUGCAGUCAGACACCAAGGUCGUUCGCAGCCAGUCCUUUGCCAUCCGGGCAAAGAGGAAAGGGCCUCCACCCCCUCCGCCCAAGCGCCUGAGCUCUGUCUCCAGUGCCCAGGCUGUGGAGGCAGAAGCGGAGCAGGGUCUGGAAUCGGAGAGAAGGCAGACUGCUGCCCAAGAGUCGGUGGAUGUGGCUCCCUCACCAUGGCUGGGCACCAGCGAUGCAGGCAGCAGCCAAACAGUGACGAGCAAGGCUGCAGUGCUCGAGGUGUCCACUGUAGGUGGGAGUCCACCAAAGCCCCCAACUCCAGAUCAUCAGCUAGUUUCUAGAGCAGGCUCAGAUGGUCAGCCCUGUGGAGCCAGGGUCUCUGAAGGCUCCUGCAGCACAAGGCUCUCAGAUAAUGAGAGAGAUGCCUUUGAGAGCAACAGGCCCCGCCGACGCACGUUUAGUGAACCCAGCGUCACCACGACGGAGGCCUUGCAAAGCAGCCUAGAGGACGUCCAAUCUGACACAGAGGACUGUGAGAUCUCAUCAUCGUCCUCUCAGAACAGCUCCAGUGAGUGCAUUCCAUUUGCAGAAGAAGGCAACUUAACCAUCAAACAGCGGCCAAAGCCUCCUGGGCACCACAAGGCAGAAGCUACCAGCCUGGACUCUGAGUCCAACCCCCCAACAGCUACCAGUAUGGGGCCUCCCUGCUCUUCUGCUGGGAAGGAGCUGGGAGGAACCACAGCGAAAGAGUUGGAAGUGCUGGAAUUCAACCUCACCGAGUCUGACACGGUGAAGCGGAGGCCCAGGUACAAGGAGAGAGAGCCACUACAGACUCUGCUAAAAGCGUUCAGCUUGGCUGGCCAGAGCCAGGCUCUUGUGAAUCCGCCCCCACAAUAUGCACAGGCCCAAGCCGUAAGCAUCAUCGGCCCAGCGCCGGAGCCUGGGGGAAACGGAGACGUUUUUGAUGACGACAGUGUGGAAUUCAGAAUUGCUGAGAUUGAGAAGAGCAUCCUGUCUCUGGAGAAGGGGAUCAAAAAGCCUCCACUUUCUCUGAAAUCAGCCAGCCCUGGGGAGCUGCAUGGGGGUGCUGUCCUCCUGAGGACCUCCACUGUAGGGCCAGAUGCCUCAGCCAAGCACACGUCUGUUGCGUCUACAAAACUGGUAUUUUCAGGGCCAAAAACGAUUUAUCAGCAAGUCCUGCAGCCCUCCCGGAAUACCAUUGCCCCCUGGGCAACUGCCGAGAUGGCACCAGAGGUGGCAGGAUCCACGGCUGCUGCCUGCCCGUCGAAGCUGGAGAUUAGCAACAAGGCAGCCUUGAGCAGCGGGAUGCCCAUUUUUAUGAAGCCUUUGAGUGCCGCUCCGGAUCCAGCCCUGGCUCAGCAGAGACUGGAACAGACCAACUCUUCCCUGACAGCUGCGCUGCAGGCUGCUGAGAAAAAAAUAACAGCCGAGGAGUUGGACAGUCACUACGGGGCUACGCACUCAGCUAAUAACAUCCUGGAAGACAUCAGCAACAUGUUCGAUGUCCUGGCUGACCAGCUGGACGCCAUGCUGGACUGAGACUCGGUCGCCUGCCACUCCUCCCCAGUUGCUGUGCUAAAGCCUGAAGGGGGAUGGCCCUGAACUCUGCCCAGGGAUCACUACAGCUGCUCUGAUCUUUCUCCCUCCUGCACUUUAGGGCUUGGAGUGUGCACCUCCCUCACCUUUCCUGGCCCAGUCACAGCCCCAGGGAAUUUCCCAUAUGUCCCUUUGCAGCUGCAGGAGACAAGCACAAGGAAGAGGCAACUACACCUUUUCGCCCUCAGCAGCGUUUGAGUGAGUGCAGUAACUCUCACUCCUGGGGGGCCAGCCUCCCCCAAGAAAUGAGCUCCUCUUCCUCUGACCUCCACACAAAGCUUCCUCAGGGGCCUUCUCCUCACUAGCCCCAGUGCUGAGUCCUGCCUCUUAUUAUUUAAACCCUGCCAAAAGCAUGUUGAGGGAGAGGACCUCCUUGGGCAGGCACAGCAGAGCCAAGCACUUAAUGCGCAGCCCCGGCAGGGCCUGUCGGCUGCUGAAAUAAGACGGGACUUGUUGCAGCUUGGCAGCUCUCUGGUGAGAAGAAACCUGCCUGCUUUAUUUGGUGCUUUUUAAGCACGUCACUGUAAGGCAGCGUGUAAUCCAAGUGGAUUUAAAUCCCCACAGCAAUGCCCUCGGAGCCGCGCUGGCACGUCUGUACCCCAUAAAGGAGCAAACAGGCUCAGCACUUCACAACAGCUUUGUCAGGAAAUUAAGAUCUACCUGACCCCCUCCCUAAGCUUCCUGCAUGGAUUCAUUCCUGGUAAGUGGCUGCUAGCCAAAGACUGGGAUGAGCAUCUUUUGGGCUAGUCAGUGGCAGUCUGGCUGGAGCAUAUUGCCCUCUGCUGGCUCUGAUUGUAAGAGAUCCCUACCCACACCCUCUGCAGUAUUGCAUAGCCAGUCAGUUGGGCAGGAACAGGUUGUGUUUUUGUGGCAAACAUGUUCUCUUCUUUCCAUGUGACCACUCUAGGGAGGGAAAUAGACCUGGAACAAGACUCAAAGCUGAGUUGGAAGCAAAGAUUUUUUUUAAAUGCUAGCAGCAUUUGGGGACCUGUGAAGAUGCUUCUUAACCCUACUAAACACUGACCAGCUUCUAGAAGAAUGGAGCUAGAAACGACCUCACUGCACUAAGUUAGUUUUAGCUCCCUGACAGCUACUGUAAAUAGAAGUUGGAUUCACUCACCUCGACAGGGCUGAAGCAAAGGAACAGCAGCCUCAAUUUUUUCAUUCCUAGCAGCAGUUAUAGAUGGAGUGCUUUAAGAACAAAUUUUUCUUGAAGGAUCUGUAUAGGGUCACCUGAAAUGCCAAACUAAUGAAUGCACCAGAGCAAUAAAAGGGAAAAUUUGCACAUUUUCUACUAAGGGGUCAUUUGUUGCCAAAACCACCAAGCAAAUCUAACUUUAAAAAAUUAAAGCUAAAUUAUGAAGGUGACUGAAGGAAGCAGCAGCCUUCCUCAUGCCCCAGGGAAAUUUGCAUUUCAAACUAUUAGACUGUUUACGGCAUCAACUCUCCAUGCACUGGAAAGAGAACAGCCCCUUGUAAAAGCCACCCAUCCCAGCCCAUGUUUUUCUCAGCGACUUACUCAUUCGUGUGGUAAUAGUUUGUACCAUGAUCCCUACUGGCAGGAGAUGGAAUUCAUGCCAAUCAAGCUUUGUUUUCACAUAGAAAGCAGUCAGGUGGCAAGGUCAGGCUGUAGAUUUGACGCUAACCCAUCUUGGCCCUAGCUAGUCAGUAUCUUUGUACAUUACGUUGCCUGAAAUAUGGCCCUGUGUGAAACGGCAAGUGCUACAAAAGUGAACUUUAAAACUAGCUGCAACCAGUGGCACUUUAUAAAAAGGGUUUUCAUGUCCCACAAGUUGACUUGGGACUAGUCCAACUUUUUCAAUGUUGAUAAACUGUAAAUUUUUUUUUUAAAAGACAAAGUGUAUAUAUUUUAAAUGUGAUUAUAUAUUUACUAACCAGAUUUCAAAGUGUCAUUAUCUAGGGACAGGGAUAAGAGAGACACUGGGGUAGAACUGCAUUACUCUGAGCCACCACAGGGGCAGCAGAAUGCUGUUCUUAUGGUCAAUAACAGAAUUACGUAUUUGUUUUUCUCUCAGAGGAAUGCUUAUUUUUCAAGUUCUAGAUCUUUAUUUUAAAGAUAUUGUAUGCUGUGUAAAUUAUGUAUGGGCAUGACUGUGUCUAACGAACCCCUGUUCUUUGCAGCCAGGGAGCUAGGGAAAAAAUAGUCCACGUAAUCGCCAGACUGACAGAUUUUAAACCAUCUGGACUGUUUGUGUUAAUCAUGCAGUUUGUUUUCCACUAACCUCAAUUAAGACUUAAUUCUAUUAAACAGUGGGGCUUUUUUCCCGUUUGAUAGUUCUGCCUAAUUGACUCAGUUGUUUCUUUCGUGUUAAUACCAUUGUCCACUUGCUCUCCCUGAGGGUGUCUCCAGGGACAAAAAUCCUACCAUUGACUUCAGGGGGACUAAGAUUUAGCCUUACAGGUUACCACUGUAGGGUGGUCAAAAUUAAGGGAACUGAUGGCACAGAGUAAUGGUUAGAGCACUGGGCUGGAAGCCAGAACACCUGGCUUCUGUUCUUCCAAUGUUGGCUUAUCAUGCAACAGUGAAACAAGUCACAUCUUCUCAGGGCUUUAGCUACAUUUUCAAGGCAAGAAAAUACUUCCUCCCUAACCCAUU
Molecule: messenger RNA, 8689 nt
Organism: Mauremys reevesii (Reeves's turtle)
Lineage: Eukaryota; Metazoa; Chordata; Testudines; Geoemydidae
Gene: CASKIN2
Product: CASK interacting protein 2
Exons: 23
Coding region: 1606-6015 (1469 amino acids)
Molecular function (GO): protein binding
Source: RefSeq, a predicted model, not a curated record